AUGAGCGAAGUGGGUGUCAUUUCAACGAUAAAUUUCAAUGUGAAUAAUGGUUACCUGGAGGGUCUCGUACGUGGAUUGAAAGGCGGAAUCCUCAAACAGUCGGACUAUCAUGUAUUAGUUCAAUGUGAAACCCUGGAGGAUUUAAAGCUUCACUUGCAAGACACUGACUAUGGAAACUUCCUGGCUAACGAACCGGGACCACUAACUGUUGGAAUUAUUGAAGAAAAAAUGAGGGAGAAACUUGUGAGCGAAUUUAGGUACACCCGAAAUCAGGCCUUCCGUCCUCUGUCGGUUUUCCUCGACUACAUAACAUAUAGCUACAUGAUUGAUAACAUUGUCCUCCUGAUUACUGGCACUUUGCACGAAAGACCAAUAUCUGAGCUGAUAACUAAGUGUCAUCCUCUGGGCACGUUCAUGCAAAUGGAGACUUUGCACAUUGCCUCGACUCCAUCUGAGCUGUACAAUGCCGUCCUAGUUGAUACGCCGUUAGCCCCCUACUUCGUCGAUUGCAUAACUAAGCAUGACUUGGAUGAACUAAACAUCGAAAUCAUUCGCAACACACUUUAUCGUGCCUACCUCGAAGACUUCUACAGACUGUGCAAAUCUAUGGGCGGUGCCACUGCAGAAGUCAUGUGCAACUUGUUGGCCUUUGAGGCAGACAGACGGUCAUUUCUUAUCACAAUUAAUUCAUUCGGCACAGAGUUAACUAAAGAGGAUCGCGCCAAGCUGUAUCCACGAUGCGGUAAAUUGUAUCCCUAUGGGUUGGCUGCACUCGCAAAGGCUGAUGAUUUCGAUCAAGUAAGACACAUCGCUGAUUACUAUGCGGAAUAUAAACCACUAUUCGAUGACUCGGGGGAUGCCGCUGGUGAAAAGACGCUGGAAGACAAGUUUUUCGAGUAUGAAGUUCAACUGAACCUGGAUUCCUUCAUGCAGCAAUUUCAUUUUGGCAUGUUCUACUCCUACAUCAAAUUGAAGGAGCAGGAAAUGAGGAACAUAGCUUGGAUUGCCGAAUGUGUCUCUCAACGUCACCGAGCCAAGAUUGACUCCUACAUUCCUAUUUUGUAA
Echinococcus granulosus is the source of this 1065-nucleotide messenger RNA. Its product is annotated as V-type proton ATPase subunit d. Gene Ontology annotation, biological process: vacuolar transport; vacuolar acidification; proton transmembrane transport. Lineage: Eukaryota; Metazoa; Platyhelminthes; Cestoda; Cyclophyllidea; Taeniidae. The transcript has 6 exons. Gene Ontology annotation, molecular function: proton-transporting ATPase activity, rotational mechanism. The coding region runs from base 1 to 1065 and encodes 354 amino acids. Gene Ontology annotation, cellular component: plasma membrane proton-transporting V-type ATPase complex; vacuolar proton-transporting V-type ATPase complex; lysosomal membrane. The record is from RefSeq and is a predicted model, not a curated record.